CUGCAACGGUCAAUGCCCACGCCCGGCAUGUCGAAGCUGUCCGACGAGCUUCGGAGGAUUCAGGAGCUUCAACGCCGCUCCCUUCGGGGCAUCGAUCAGGUGCAGGCGCAUCACAUCGUCCUCCAGAACCAGGUCGACAAACUGCUGCUGCGCUUGUCUGACUUAUCUGAGGUGGCUUAUGAUGUCGAGAUUUCGCCUCAACAUCCGCCCAAAGCUGUGGUGGAAGAGGCUGUCUUGGACGUGAAACUUGGAACCCAGGCGGAGGCACCCUUGCAGACGCAGGUCGCAGGGCAAAUUCCUUCGGAGUCUCCAACGAUUUCGCUCAGCCCCAAGGAGGCAACCGGAAAGGAGUUCAAGCACUUGAGGACCAUUGGUGGCUAUAACAAGGAGAAGAACCUUUUGGAUACCCUGGAACAGGAAGGACUCCUUGAGGAUUCGUUUCUGCAACGUUUGCGCAAAAAGGCCUCAGAUCCCUUCGAGAAGAGCCAAGUGGUGCAGUUCUGUCGCAGGGUCGUACGGCAUCCAGCCUUUGAACCCAUCGUAUGUCUUAUCAUAUUGAGCAACCUGGUGAUUCAAGGGUUCGAGAUCGAACACUCCCUGCUUCCCGAGCCCAAAAGUGAAUGGCCCAUCGGUGUGGAGAUUUGCUUCCUCUCAUUCUACGUGGUGGAGCUGAUCCUUCGAAUUUUGGCCUACGGUCCGGCAGGCUUUACGGAUCUCUGGUUCUUGAUGGACUUGAUUAUCAUCAUCAGCAGCAUCGUGGGCCUGGUUCUCUACAGCACCAACAAUUUCAGCAGUUUCCUGGUGAUUCGCGGUUUCCGACUCCUGCGCUUAGGACGAUCGCUGAAAGGAGUAAAUCGUUUCAGGAUCGUAUGGCAUUUGCUCCAUGGGCUGCUGAACUCCGGACAGGUCCUUUUGGCGACCUUCUCCUUGUUGGUUCUGGCCAUCUACAUCGCUGCCUGCAUUGGAGUGGAGAUCAUCACCAAGGACGCCACGUUGGUGAACAAUCCACAAGUCUCUUCGAUCGUGGCCAACAGCUUCGGUUCCUUGCGUGUGACCAUGCUCACCCUGCUUCAGUUCCUCACAUUGGACUCGAUCUAUCAGAUUUACAUCCCUUUGGUGAUCGAGAAACCAGGUUUGAUGCUUUAUUUCCUGGCCAUCAUUCUGAUUUUGCCCAUCACGCUCAUGAAUCUGGUCACAGCAGUGCUGGUUGAAAAUGGAAUGACUGCAGCGCAGAAGGAAGCAGAAUUCGAGACGAAGGCGCGGAGCGAUGAAAUGAAAUCCGCUGUCUUGCAGCUUCUGGACAUCUUCACCAAGUUGGACAUCAAUCACAACGGCGCGCUGACACGCUCUGAGUUGGUCAAGAUGCCCGCGAAUGCUAUUCCGCGUGACCUCCUAGAUGCCUUGGCCGUCGAGGACCUAACCGAUCUCUUCGAUGUUCUGGAUGUCGACCGGACAGGCGAGAUUUCUCAGCAGGAAUUUGUGGAUGGAGUCCUGCAGAUGGUGGUGCGAGACGUUCCUGCAGAGACCAUGAGAUUGAUGAAAUUACUGCAAAGUGUGCACAGAGCUGUGCAUUUCAUGAAUGAUUCGCACUGUCGGAUGUUGAGUAAUGCCAACGUGACUUCAUUGCUCUGAGCCCAGCACUGUCUCACCGUCAAAACGAAAACGUGGCCCCCCCCGCUCCCUUUUUUUUGGGAGGGGGGGUGCCGUAAUUGGCAUUAUAGGGACUGAUGUUUGGAUGAGGUUUGAAGAUGU
Messenger RNA from Cladocopium goreaui, 1752 nucleotides. The record is from the annotation of a GenBank genome assembly. Lineage: Eukaryota; Dinophyceae; Suessiales; Symbiodiniaceae.